AGCUUUUCUACCGAUUUGGCGGUAAAGUUGUUGUUAAAAUAUUAUAAAUUAAAUACUUUUGUUGUAGUAAUAUGGCAAAACGACAAAGUACAUUGUUUAAUUAUUUUUCGAGCCCAAAAGUUCCCAAGAAAGAAGUUACAAAGAAAGAAAUUGCUAAAAGUGAUGAUGAGGAAGAAAUAAUUACAACCAAGAAACGUCAUAGACAAGUACUUGAUGACUCUUCAGACAGCGAUAAUGAAGGGAACAAAAAGAAAACUUCUAAAAGAGAUGUCAGAUCUAGUAGUAGCUCAGAAUCAGAAAAUUCAUCUCCAAAUAAAUCAAAGAAAGUCAGCGUCAAAAAUAAAAAGAAUAAGGAAGAUUCUGAUGAGGAAAGUGUAAGUCCUAAAAAGCCUGUAAAAGCUGUAUUUACCAAACCAGUGUCAAGUGAAUCUUCAAGUCAAGAGUCAUCAACAAAUAAUGAAGCUACUGAUAUGCACACCAGUUGGUUACAUAACACUCUAGACUUUUUGAAGCCCGAAAAUAUUAGAGACAUUAAUAAAAGAAAACCAGAUCAUCCAGAGUAUGAUUCUAGAACUUUGUAUGUCCCUGAGAAGUAUUUAGCUACCUUAACACCUGUUAUGAAACAGUGGUGGGAGUUAAAGAGUCGACACAUGGAUACAGUUUUGUUUUUUAAAGUAGGAAAAUUUUAUGAACUUUACCACAUGGAUGCAGUUGUAGGUGUUAUUGAACUUGGAUUUUCAUAUAUGAAGGGAGAGUUUGCACAUUCAGGAUUUCCAGAGAGUGCAUAUGGAAAAAUGUUGCCUAUAUUGCUGGAACAAGGCUAUAAAGUAGCAAGAGUUGAACAAACUGAAACUCCGGAAAUGAUGGCUGAAAGAUGCAGGGGUAAAUCAACUACUAAAUUUGAUAAAGUCGUCAAGAGAGAACUUUGCCAAAUUACAUCAGAUGCUGUUUGUGUAUAUACUGCUCAGAUGGAAGAUUGGCAGAAUGAAAAACCUCGUUUUAUGAUUGCUAUAUGCACGAAAGAUGGUGCUUAUGGAACUGCCAGGAUUGGAGUUUGUCUUGUUGAGACCUCAAUGGGAUUUUUCCAUCUGUCCGAAUUUGAUGAUGAUAAACAUUUUUCUAGACUUCUUGCACUUUUCACAGAAUUUCCACCUGUAUUGAUUCUGACAGAAAAAGGUACAGUGAGCAAAGAACUUUCUGAAUUGUUACAAACCCAUUUCAAGGAUAUCAAACAAGAUUCGUUAGUAACGAAGUCUCAGUUUUAUACAGCUUAUGAUACGUUAGAAAAACUUUCUUCAGCAUGUUACUUCAGAGAUAGUGAAGGAAAUUUUGCCUGGCCUGAAUUUUUCAAGACAGUAGCUGAUGAUUGUAUGCCUAAACCAGAAUAUGAGUUAGUGAUAAGGUCUUUAGGUGCCUGUAUGUGGUACCUCAAGGACUGUAAAGUUGACAUUCAAGUAUUAUCCAUGAAAAAAUUCAAAUGGUAUGACCCGUUAGAUUUUACCCUAAAAGAUAAGCGCAAUCAAGAUCAUUUAGUACUUGACUCAGCCACUAUCCAUAAUUUGGAGUUGCUUGGUUUUUCAAAUACAUUGAAAAGCGUUUUGGACCAUUGUAAAACAUCAUUUGGAAAAAGGUUAUUGGCGAGGUGGAUUUGCAGACCAUUAUGUGACCCAGUAAAAAUUAAAGAGAGACAGAAUGCAAUCAAGCAUUUAGUUAAUGAUACCAGUUUGUUACAGGACGUCCAAAAUAUUCUUAAAGAGACACCUGAUCUAGAACGUCUGUUAAUGAAAAUACACACGUAUGGUAGUAAAUCACUUACAACUCAGCAUCCAGACGGAAAAGCAAUAUUAUACGAUAACAAGACUUAUUCAAAAAACAAAAUUAGAGAUUUUUUGAAAACUUUAAAGGGAUUUGAAAAAGCCUGUGAAAUUACUCAUUUGUUUAAAGGUUGUGAAGACCGACUUCUGAGAAAAUUAACACAGGUAAAACCAACUGGAGGAUUUGAGGAUUUAUCUGAAACUUUAAGAUAUUUUGAGAAUGCUUUCGAUCAACAAGAAGCUGAAAAAGAAGGAAAAAUCAUUCCCAGAAAAGGUGUAGUCGAGGAAUUCGAUGAAGUCGAGGAUACUAUUGAUUCCAUUAAUAAGAAGCUAAACGAUUAUCUGAAGGAACAAUCCAAAUUCUUUGGUUGUUCUGUAAAAUAUGUAGGAACGGAUAGAAAAAGAUUUCAGUUAGAGGUUCCUGACAACAAGAGUCACAAAGCCACAGAAAAAUAUCGACUAGAAGGUAGCAAAAAGGGAGCUUCAAAGAAAUUUACAACUGAUACUACACGGGAGUUGUUAGCCGAAAUGAUCGAAGCAGAAGGAAUUAGGGCCAAAGUCAUUCUCGAUAUAAGUAGAAAAAUUUUCGAGAAAUUUAGUAGCAAACAAGAUCAGUUUGAUAGGGUGAUCCAAUGUUUGACAGUUCUCGAUGUAAUUUGCUCUUUAGCCGAAUACGCAAAAAACUAUUCAUACGACAUAUGCUUACCGAAUGUACUACCAUUUAGUGACGAGCCGAAACUAAUAAUUCAAGAUGGACGUCAUCCGUGUGCUCAAAACCUGGACAGUUUUGUUCCAAACGAUACUAUGAUGGGUGUCGACGGAUUUCCUUCCCUGAUUGUCAUAACUGGACCAAAUAUGGGUGGUAAAUCAACGCUUAUGCGACAGAUAGCUGUAAUCUGCGUUAUGGCCCAGAUGGGAAGCUACGUUCCUGCAUCAAAGUGUGAGCUUACUCUUCUAGAUCGUAUCUUCACCCGUCUUGGUGCCCAAGAUGAUCUUACUAAAGCUCAGUCUACAUUUUAUGUAGAACUUUCAGAAGCAUCCUGUAUACUUCAGUAUGCUACAAAACAUUCACUGGUUAUCAUCGAUGAGUUAGGUCGAGGAACUUCAACACACGAUGGAAAUGCUAUAGCAACCAGUUAUGUUAAGAAGUUGACAGAGUUUAAAUGCCGAACGACGUUUUCUACUCACUAUCAUUCACUAGUCGACCAUUUCACGGAUAGUCCUGAAGUACAGUUAGGACAUAUGGCCUGUAUGAUUGAGAAUGAAGAUAACGAAGAAGAGAUUUCUGUUGAACACGUGACAUUUUUGUAUAAAAUGGCAAAAGGCAGGUGUCCUAAAUCAUAUGGAUUUAACGCAGCUAGACUUGCUGGUCUCGAUAACAAGCUCAUCUCGGAAGGAAUGGCGGUAGCUAGGCGAUUCGAAGACAGAAAUAAAUUGUGGAAUGCUUUUCAAACUUCAAUACAUUCAAAACAAAUUUCCGAUAUUCGGCGGGCCAUAACGUCUCUUUCUGUUUAGUCUCUUAAACUUGUUGCCAUAGAUUGGCUAUAACUAAUUAACUAAAUGUCUUCUUUUUUCUUCAUUUAACAAGAUUCAACUAAAUGAACACCAGUAGAGCAGAUGGUUGUAAAAUUAUAUAUAUUUUACAAGUUGAGUUUACCAAAAAUACAAGCUGAAUAUAGCCCCAAAUGUUAACCAUGAAAUAAAAUAUUUCGGUUUGGCAGUUUUGGGAUGUUAUUAGAAUGCAUAUUUUGUAUGUUUCAAAUAUAAAGAGAGAAAGCUUUUAAAAAGUACAUUUUGAUUAUAGUAUUUCAUGAAUUCUGCAACUUUUAAUUUAUAUAAAACAAUAACGAGUAAAUAUUUGUCUCUUUCGAGAUUAAUAAUUGCAAACAUCUGUUGCAAUCUGGCAACUGCUGAUUUGACGAUUGCCAAAUCUAUCUCCUAAUCUAUCAAAGGGCAAUUGCCAAAAGUAUUACUAAUACUUAACUGCAAUUAAUCUCCAAAGAUACAAAUAUUUACUUAUUCUUGUUUUAGAUCAAAAAUUGCAGAAUUCAUAACAUAUAAUAAAAAUGUACUUUUCUAAAGCUCUAUCUCUUUUGUAUUUGAAGCAUACAGCAUAUACAUUAUAAAAACAUACCAACACUGCUAAAUCGAAAUUUUUGUUCCAUGUUUGACAUUUGCGGCUAUAAUCAGCUUGUACUUUCGGUAAACUCAACCAUUUUACAUAAUUAGUAAUUGUCAUAUUUAAAAUGAAGAAUGAGAUACAUCUAUAUUUUCAAAUUUUAUUAAAUUUUCUUUUUCU
This is a messenger RNA of Diabrotica balteata, 4113 nucleotides long. The record is from the annotation of a GenBank genome assembly. Lineage: Eukaryota; Metazoa; Arthropoda; Insecta; Coleoptera; Chrysomelidae.